Messenger RNA from Gadus morhua (Atlantic cod), 3109 nucleotides. It is a transcript of the gene radx, whose product is annotated as RPA1 related single stranded DNA binding protein. Gene Ontology annotation, molecular function: single-stranded DNA binding. Bases 311 to 2992 code for a protein of 893 amino acids. Lineage: Eukaryota; Metazoa; Chordata; Actinopteri; Gadiformes; Gadidae. The record is from RefSeq and is a predicted model, not a curated record. The transcript is spliced from 16 exons.
AUCGCGAUGUGUUACAGAACGAUUCAAACGCCUCCGUAAGAUGCAGCGGGAAUUAAAAGAAACCGAUAUACGACCUAAGAAAAUGAAUGGAAUUAAUGUAUCUGUUAGACGAAACUAAGACGAAACAUAAUAAAUAAAAAAGUGGAAGUCGGGGAGAAAACGGUUCGUUAGGUUAGCGUGACGUCGGCGGGGAGCUACCGUUAACUUCCUGGGUUUGUAAACAAACCAUCCGCAGGUUUGUAAAAAUUGAUAAGAAAGAAGAAUUAUAGCGAUAUUAAAUCUUAAAACAUUAGUGUGUAGGUGUUCUGUGAUGGAAAGCGCCCCGGCUGGCGCUGCGUCAUCACUCAGUACCAUAAACAAUAACAACAGAGUGAGUGACUUUCCUGCCCCAGAAACGACUUUAGAACAACUAUUCUCCUCUCGGUCUCUGAAAGUCACGGUGGACGACGGGGUGCCCGUGGCCGUUAUCUCCGUCCAGAGGUAUCUAUCGGAAAAGGUUUUCUGCAAUGAUCAGCCCCACGAUCCACAUGACAGCUACACCUACGACGUGACGGUGACGGACGGCGUGUGGAGGACCAGAGGCGUCCUCCACCGCAGUCUGAACCGGCUGGUCCACUGCAACACCCUACGCCCCGGAGUGCAGAUCCGCAUCACCGGCUGCUCCUUCGUGUACAACGAGCAGCGGCUGGGCCAGGGCCACAUCUGCAUCGAGAAGGUCCAAUGCGAUGCAGGGGCGAGGAGCAGUCCGUUUCUGGACGGCCUCAAGGACCUGGGUUGUCUGUCGGUGCUGACCAAGCAUGGCAUGGAGAACGUCGGGGUGCGAGAUGACUUUCCUCUCAAGACGAGCAGCAAACAUUAUCUCCCUCUCUGGAACAACGAAGACCCAGAAGGAGAGCAGUGGCUUCCCCCGCGCACCACGCCUGACCUGGUUCUGGACGUGUCUAGCGUCACGUUGCUGUGCGACCUGGAGUCGUCGCUGGGCUACGCGCGCGGAGGCCCGCCCCUCCUGGUCAGGGUCAUCCAUAAGUCCAGGCUGCGGUACUACGGGAAGUGUGACAUCGUCGACGCGAAGAAGAAGGCGGAUUACCCCUACCACGCAGUGCUCCCCCCUUGUGUCCAGGCGUACCUGGAGGUGGCGGACCAGAGCGGGGCCAUGUCGCUGGUGCUGUGGAGCGAGCUGUGUCUGGACUGGUACCACAGCCUCCACGUGGGAGCCGUCCUCUACAUCCACAAGUACACCGUCAAGGACAGCUACGCCAACAGGUCCCGCCCCCAGAUGGAGCACCACUGCCUCAGGGUGUUCAGGUCAAAAGAGAUCUCCCUGAACCGCCGCAGCACGGCCCCGGUUCUCUCCGUGGUUCCUCAGAAGAACCUCCCGGUCCAGUGGGGGCUGCCGGACGUGGCCUACAGGUUCACCUGCAGGUCAGAGUUGGAGAACCUGGCCCCCAACACGGCCUGUGAUGUCAUCGGUCUGGUGACGUUCGUCGGCCGCGUCCAACGAAUCAGAUGCCAGGGUGACAAGGGGCCCGAGAAGUUCUGGACGUACCGCUGGGUCCACGCGCUCGACGGCUCCUCUCAGCGGCCGUUCAUCCUGGAGAUCUUCUCCUGCUCCCAGCCCGACGUCUUCCACGCCAUCUGCCCCAUGACCUACCUGGUGUGCACCCAGAUGAGGGUGUGUCCGGGGGCGUCGGCUCCCUUCCUCACCUCCAGCUGUGAGACGCAAAUCUUCAUCACAGGCCACCACCGAGGACAGCCGUACGUGUCUGACCCCCGGGUGAAGGAGUUCAUCAGGUGGACCAAGACCCUGAAGGACGGAGCGGUUCUGGACAAGACCCUGGUGGGGGGCCACUACUGCUACCCCCCGGCCCCGCCCGUCUUCACACAGCCCCUGCACAACGGCUCCGUUCCAGUGGUGCUGGUGGCGGCGAGCGACCUGAAGGGGGCGCUAGAGUCCCUCCGCUACCGGGAGCACAAGCGGCUGGCCGUCCAGGGGCUCAUCACGGCCGUCCGAUAUGUCCGGCUGCACCCCGACCCUUCGGAGCCGAACCCCGACCCCUCGGAGCCCAGCGGGGGAGAGGGAUCAGGUGAGGCUUCAGCGGGAACUUCAAGAGCUUCAACAGCGACAUCUGCAUCAGAACAUCGCGAUGUUGGACACACGAAGAACGGGACUGGAGGUGGAACAGCGCCCUCUGGUGUCGCGUCCCCGUCGAUCACAAGGAGGACUACUCCUAAAAAGAGAAGUUUCCAUCGCUUCUACUUGACUCGAGCCAAGAUGAGAACAAAAAGGCUAGCAGGGGGGCCCGUCAGCCCGGACACCCCAGAGGUCAGCAGCUCAGGGUCUGACUCGGACCUCCUGGACGCGGGGAGCACCCUCCAGGAAGGAUCGGUGGAACCCCCCCUCCCUGACCCCGCAGCAGAGCAGAGCCCGCCGCUCCGCUGGGAGAGCCGUGAUUGGUCGAGGCAGCGCGGGGAGGUGUCGACCCACCUGUGUGGGGAGGGGCUUCAGCCGGACACCCUGGCCCGCCGGUUCUCCCUAGAGGAGAGGAGCGCCCUGCUGGCCUGGAGCGGACUCCCCUCCUCCCACUGGACCCCCCCGGACCCCCAGCCCGGCCGGACUGCCCCCCCGGGGGCUGGGGCCCCGGGGGCCGGGGUCCCGGGGGGGCGGCCCCCGGGGUACUACCAUACCACCAUACUAGGCAUCAACCAGCAGGUGGCGCUGGACGCAGCGUUCUGCCCGGUGGUGUCGUCAGCAGACCCCCGGGCCGAGGGGCUCCCGCUGGACCCCCACGGGAACUCCCUGCUCUCCCUCCUCUCCGCCGGCUUCCUGUGCCCUCUGGGUGACCCCGUGACCCCCGACCUCCCCUCCCCAGAGGAGGUCCUCCAGACGGCCGGGGAGCUGGAGGGGGCCCACCUGCUGUGCGUCCUGGACCUCUGCCACCUGGGGGGCGACCGGGUGGAGGUGCUGCUCAGCAAGGUGUACCGGGUCACCUAGGGGACCGUUGCCUAGGGAACCACCCGCCCGGGGACCCCCGGCCCCCCGUCACCGGGCCCUCGUUGGUCAUUAGGAGGUUAACGUGUUGAUUUAACAUUAAAACGUUUUUUAACUAAA